AUGCCCAACAGUCCGUGGACCGACGCCGCCGACCGUCAACUCCUUUUGGCCAUCAUCCACCUCACAGCACCUCAGCUGCCAAAAUGGGACCAAGUCGCCGACUUGAUGGGUGAUGGCUUCACGGCUGAGUCCGUCCGCCAGCACUUCCAAAAGCUGCGUAAGGAGUCCAAAGCCGAGCUUGGCGAUGCCACUGGGGUAGCUGCCAAUGAGAAGGGUAACUUGCCUACCAACAGUACUCCUCGCAAGCCGAAGGUCGCGAAGGAUGCGACACCGGCGAAGUCGACGGGCAAGCGUAAGGGUAUGAAGAACCUAGGCCAUGAUGGGGACGAUGACGAGGAUGAUGCUAGUCCUAGCAAGAAGGUCAAGGGUGAGGAUGCUGCUGAGAACGAUGUCUUCAACUGA
Recurvomyces mirabilis is the source of this 402-nucleotide messenger RNA. RefSeq lists its product as uncharacterized. Bases 1 to 402 code for a protein of 133 amino acids. The transcript has 2 exons. The record is from RefSeq and is a predicted model, not a curated record. Lineage: Eukaryota; Fungi; Ascomycota; Dothideomycetes; Mycosphaerellales; Teratosphaeriaceae.